AUGGCAACCACAUGUGGGGCCAAUGUGGGUACUGAGGACAAAACUUUGUGGGCCCCUUCUGGUUAUCCUACUGGGGCCCCAAGUGUUAACCCUUCUUUAACCCACCUGGGCUAGGUAUACGUUGUACAGUGAAAUAGUAUUGUGACUGAUUAUGCAUCUGUGGGUUCAGAACUGAUGAAGAGGAGGAACAGGAUGGCGAUAUGGCUGGUACUGGGCAUGCUCUGUCUGUCCCUAGUCCUGGUCAUUCUGGGGAUCUACACCACCACUCGCACAGAGAGCCUCAGCAUCACCGGAUACGCCUCUGGAGUCAUUGUAAGUACAUCUUCAUUAUCAUCAUCAUCACCAUCAUCAUUAUCAUCAUUAUGUUCAUCUGCCAUUUUGGUGAAAAUGACUCACUAUACAUAUAAUUUAACUUUUAACAACAACCACAUUUUCUCUAAUUUUGUCUCUUUUUGUCAUAAAAAAACAACACAGACCUUAAGAAUAAAGUGGUUGUAAUGCCAAGGAUGCAGGUCUUCAGAAAUUAUUGACAGAUGGGGAAACUGUGGUUUGUGAGUCAUUGUCCGCAAAACAAGAUGUCUUCCAAAUCAUGACAAUUAAAAUCUCAUAAAUGUCGUGAGAGCUGUCAUCAUUCGUGUUGUUGAACAAACCCUCAUCUUAUUAUAGCACAUGACAGACAAACAACGUAUAUUUCGGCUGUUAUUCACAUCAAAGCCAGUAAAUCUUUCCAGUAUAUUUUAUAUACAUUUGAAGACUGAUAAUUUCUAAGUGUAUAAUCUCAGUUAACCCAGAACUAAAGUAUUGUGUAAUUGGUCAGCUGCUCGAUUAAGUUAUGGGUCCAUAUGUGUUAAAAGAUUGGAUCAAGAGAUGCUAGAACUAGGUGCUUAACCUUCUCUCUUUGCAAGUUACAGGCCGAAUGUCCCCUUCGGAAAUUCAAAAUAUGCUAACAACUGCGAAAUUGUCAUUUGUCCAUAUAACCAGUGACGAAAAACCCAAACACCGGAACUACUGCUGCUCGCUAUCCCACACAUCCCAUUCCUUUCCGAGAGUUCUACAGUGUCAGAUAUGUUUACGUAGAUCUGUCCACAACAGAUUACUCAGUGUAAGAUAGAGAAUAUUGAAUAAAAGUUAGAUUCUGUUUUGUAGUGGCAUUAUAGAGUUGGAAAGAGAGUCCACGCUUCUGUGACAUCAUGGGAAGCGCUAUUGGUUGUUAUCCGUUUUUAAAGUAGUUAAUAUCUUAUUCUCAACCAAUAGGAAGUCCCACCCAGUUGAUUACUUGAAAACUGUGAAAAUCUCCAAUGGCGCUGCCAAUGCUAAAACAGGCUUUGUGGCAAGUUUGCCCUCUAUCCAUCUCUAUGAGUGGUAUUAUUAGAUUGACAUGGAUAAGACACAGCCAUGUUGUUAACAGGUGCAUUUUCUAUUAUGUCCACGUUUUAAACCUUAGCAUUUCUUCUGCUGGAUCACCGCAACUCGAUUCUGAUUUGGGAGUAACAUUAGUGGAGUGAUUCAACUGCACAGUUCAUUGACGCUUCCAAUGCUGUUGUAGUAGUAGUCCGCCAGGGAAUAAUCUUUGCAUAACAAUAACAUCAGUGAACGGAGCUGUUAUUUAUCCCUUGACUUUACAUGACUUUUAAUAGUGCGUAAAGUUCUCUACAGUAAGAGCCAACUGCUGGUAUCGCUCUAACAGUGGCUGUUCUAUUUUAUCUCUGCAGUUGGUUUUUGGAUCCUUCCUGGGUGUUCUUGGACUCUGCCUGGAGGAAAACCGAAAACAGCUGGUACAUACAACUACUCCUCACUCAUUUGUCACAUUUGUACUAUCCUUCCUCCAUAAUGGUCUCUCUCUCUCUUCCUCUGCUUAUCCCAGCAUGUUCUCACCUGAUCCAUCUCUCUCUCUCAUCCUCUUGGUUAUAGUUGCAUCCAUGCACAGCAGAGAUUGAUUUGGGUAACUCCAGGCUGUGUGCAGGCUUUUUUUCUAAGCCGAACACUUUAACACCUGAUUUAGCUGAUAGUGGACCAUUUGUUACAAAAGCAUGCACACCCCAUGGAUGUUGCUUGCCUCUGAUGCACAGUGUUUACAGGGCUAAUGACCAAAUGAGUAGUUUUAAAAGAGGUUACUUAGGGUUGAGUUUUGGUUUCAGUGUAUUUCCGUAAUGCAUCUUUCAGUUGAUUGUCUUUUUUAUCUGUCAAAGAGAGUGGGAGUGAUUAAGAAUAGAGAGUGGUGUGGUAUCCAAGCCACAGCCACAGCCUCAGUUUGGUGUAAAAGCCAGAAAUAUGGUCUGUAAAAAAUAGAAGGAAAAACCCUAAAACUCAUUGGAUAAUAGUCAUGAAAGAUCUAUGUCUAGGAAGAUUUAAAUCAUUGUAGCCAGCUGAUAUUUGAAGUGAAACAUAUGCCCUUAUAAUCGCUGUAAACAAAGACACUGUUUCUAGGGUAGAAUUCAGGGUUGAGCAUGCCAAUCUUUUACACACCAACUAAUAGAAUGCAAAGUUAAAGAACCUGAUCUUCAACAAGCUCAGGCCAACAGACUCAGCAUGGCCAACGCUGUGUCUUUCCAGUCCAAACCACAUCCCAUGGUACUCUCUGUUCUCCACCUCACACAGCAGGACUAGUCAUUAACAAGUUUGAGAAGAUGGACAGAGUAGUGUGUGUGUGUGUGUGUGUGCGUGUGUAGUGGAUAAGGAUAUUGAUGAGUAUGUGUGGGGCUCCUCCAUACCAUCUCAUUUUAUCCAGCAGAGGCAAACAUUUUGAAAAAGGAGAGAGAUACUGAGUGUAUAAACAGAAAGGAACUUGUUAGGUCGAGGAAAGACAGGGAGAUGGAGAGAGUGAGGGGACCCCAGCAUAGAGGAGUAAAUGUGCCUGGCUUGGAAAGUAUCUCAAUGCCUGCAGUGCAGACACACACACACUGUGAUGAGGUGAUGUCGAAGGAGUCAGGCGCAGGAGGGUAAAUCACAGAAUAACAGGCUUUAUUCCGCAACCGCAGUAACGCGUCAAAAACACUCCAGUGCGCAAAACAGGCGCACUGGAAAAUACAAGGCACACAGGGAAAUAUCCCAGCGAUACAAAAUACAAGGAGCUCCACCAAGCUUCACUAACCUCCACAAUAAACAAUCACACACAAAGACAAGGGGGCAGAGGGAACACGUACAGUGGGGGAAAAAAGUAUUUAGUCAGCCACCAAUUGUGCAAGUUCUCCCACUUAAAAAGAUGAGAGAGGCCUGUAAUUUUCAUCAUAGGUACACGUCAACUAUGACAGACAAAUUGAGAAGAAAAAAAUCCUGAAAAUCACAUUGUAGGAUUUUUUAUGAAUUUAUUUGCAAAUUAUGGUGGAAAAUAAGUAUUUGGUCACCUACAAACAAGCAAGAUUUCUGGCUCUCACAGACCUGUAACUUCUUCUUUAAGAGGCUCUUCUGUCCUCCACUCGUUACCUGUAUUAAUGGCACCUGUUUGAACUUGUUAUCAGUAUAAAAGACACCUGUCCACAACCUCAAACAGUCACACUCCAAACUCCACUAUGGCCAAGACCAAAGUGCUGUCAAAGGACACCAGAAACAAAAUUGUAGACCUGCACCAGGCUGGGAAGACUGCAUCUGCAAUAGGUAAGCAGCUUGGUUUGAAGAAAUCAACUGUGGGAGCAAUUAUUAGGAAAUGGAAGACAUACAAGACCACUGAUAAUCUCCCCCGAUCUGGGGCUCCACGCAAGAUCUCACCCUGUGGGGUCAAAAUGAUCACAAGAACGGUGAGCAAAAAUCCCAGAACCACACGGGGGGACCUAGUGAAUGACCUGCAGAGAGCUGGGACCAAAGUAAAAAGCCUACCAUCAGUAACACAAUACGCCGCCAGGGACUCAAAUCCUGCAGUGCAAGACGUGUCCCCCUGCUUAAGCCAGUACAUGUCCAGGCCCGUCUGAAGUUUGCUAGAGUGCAUUUGGAUGAUCCAGAAGAGGAUUGGGAGAAUGUCAUAUGGUCAGAUGAAACCAAAAUAGAACUUUUUGGUAAAAACUCAACUCGUCGUGUUUGGAGGACAAAGAAUGCUGAGUUGCAUCCAAAGAACACCAUACCUACUGUGAAGCAUGGGGGUGGAAACAUCAUGUUAUUUUGUUAUUGACCAAAUACUUAUUUUCCACCAUAAUUUGCAAAUAAAUUCAUUAAAAAUCCUACAAUGUGAUUUUCUGGAUUUCUUUCUCUCAUUUUGUCUGUCAUAGUUGACGUGUACCUAUGAUGAAAAUUACAGGCCUCUCUCAUCUUUUUAAGUGGGAGAACUUGCACAAUUGGUGGCUGACUAAAUACUUUUUUCCCCCACUGUAUACAGGUACUGAUGAGGGAAUAUGAACCAGGUGUGUUUAAUAAACAAGACAAAACAAAUGGAAUGAUGAGAUGAGGAGCGGCAGUGGCUAGAAGGCCGGUGACGAUGAAGGAUGCCGAAGCCUGCCCGAACAAGGAGAGGUGGCAGCUUCGGAGGAAGUCGUGACACACACACACACACACACAAUAGUUCAUGAAUGAUUCUUAAAAAUGAUUCCAGAUGGGUAUUGUUAGCUGUUGUUCUGUUGCAAUUACAUUUCUCCACAGUUUUCUUGGAAUUUAGAAAAUCUGUCAACAUUAGUGACCUAUAAAAGUAAAGCAGUCUGCUGCUAAUUAUUCUCACCUGCUCAUUUCUGUCUCUUGUUACGGUUCUUGUAAUCGUAUAAGAAAACAAGAGCAUUUUCCAAUUAAAAUCACAUAAAUGUUAAAGAAGCCUUUUUAAUGAUGCUUGUAGGUAAACAGAGACAGAGGGAGACCGCGAGAAAGAGAGUGUUACGAGAGGGGGGGGGGGGGGGGGGGGGGGGGGGGGGGGGGGGACAAAUAGGGGGAGAUAGAGAGUGUUGUCUGUCAGUUCUGUUUAUCUUUAAGCAUUAUUACACUGAACAAAAAUAUAAACGCAACAUAAAGUCUUGGUCCCAUGUUUCAUGAGCUGAAAUAAAAGAUCCAAGAAAUUUUCCUUAUGCACAAGAAGCUAAUUUCUCUCAAAUGUUAUGCACAAAUUUGUUUACAUCCGUGUUAGUGAGCAUUUCUCCUUUGCCAAGAUAAUCCAUCCACCUGACAGGUGUGGCAUAUCAAGAAUCUGAUUAAACAGCAUGAUCCUUACACAGGUCCACCUUGUGCUGGGGACCAUAAAAGGCCACUCUAAAAUGUACAGUUUUGUCACACAACACAAUGCCACAGAUGUCUCAAGUUUGCAAUUGGCAUGCUGACUACAGGAAUGUCCACCAGAGCUGUUGCCAGAGAAUUUAAUGUUCAUUUCUCUACCAGAAGCCACCACCAGAAGCCACGUUGUUUUAUAGAAUUUGGCAGUACGUCCAACCAGCCUCACAACCGCAGACCACGUGUAUGGCGUUGUGUGGGCGAGUGGUUAUUUUUUAAAAGUAUCUGUGACCAACAGAUGCAUAUCUGUAUUCCCAGUCAUGUGAAAUCCAUAGAUUAGGGCCUAAUGAAUUUAGUUCAAUUGACUGAUUUCCUCAUAUGAACUGUAACUGAAAUUGUUGCAUGUUGCAUUUAUAUUUUUGUUCAGUAUAUAACAGGCCACUGUUAUUUUGUAUAAUUCUAAUCAUGUCUGUAAUCAUGUCCAAGAUAGACACGUCCAGCUAUCUGUUAAACUGAUAUUGUCAUAGACUCGACAUGACCUCAGUGGCUGUCACGGAGUAGGGACCAGCUCAUUGGCCAGAAUGGCUGCCAGGGCUCCAGUCCUGCCAGACCACCCUGGUUUAGUUUAGGCUACUUACUUACCAACUUAGGCUCAUCUCCCAUUAGAGAUCACAGACCAUUGACCAUGUGCAGAGAGGUUAGUUCUGCUACGAGCGGUCUCUGAGGUUAGGGUAGUGUUUAUUAGGGCAGGGAUUCUCAAACUUUUAGAGGCUGGGGACCCCUUUUGUAAUAGCAAAUUCAUCAGGGACCCCCUCAUAAUCAGAACACAACUCGAGUGAGAUAAAAUAAAAUAUAAGUUUUACAAUGAAUUCGGCAGUGCAUGGUCGCACUAACCAAGUUUUGGACCCUGGGAAGGAACAUUUUAAAGACCCGCCUCUUGGAAUUGCAGUUUUCAAGCUAAUUUCCUGCUAUUCUACACAUUUUUCCAUGAGGCAGAGAGAAAACUUAGUGGUUUUAAAAAUAUGAUGUUUCUUUUUACAAAUAUCCCGGUGAGUCUCCCAGGUCCAUGUUGCCCAGGGUUAAGAACAUAAAUUAUAGAUUAAUAAUAUUACAUUGUAUUUUACUACACCCCAUGAACGUAUUCCACUAAUCCCUUGGCCAAAAUCGUUUAAUCUGUUGUUGUUAGUAAUAUUCAUUAGCAAAAGAUAAAAAAACUAAGUUUUAUGCAAAAACACUGAGUGUACAAAACAUUCCAUGACAUACAGUGCAUUCGGAAAGUAUUCAGACCCCUUGACGUUUUCCACAUUUUGUUAUCUUACAGCCUUAUUCUAAAAUUGAUUAAAUUAUUUUUUCCCUUCAUCAAUCUACACACAAUGCCACAUAAUGACAAAGCAAAAGAUGUUUACACAUUUAUAAAAAUAAACUGAAAUAUCACAUUUACAUAAGUAUUCAGCCCCUUUACUCAGUACUUAGUUGAAGCACCUUUGGCAGCGAUUACAGCCUCAAGUCUUUUUGGGUAUGACGCUACAAGCUUGACACGUCUGUAUUUGUGGAGUUUCUCCCAUUCUUCUCUGCAGAUCCUCUCAAGGUCUGUCAGGUUGAAUGCACAGCUAUUUUGAGGUCUCUACAGAGAUGUUCGAUCGGGUUCAAGUCCGGGCUCAUGCUGGGCCACUCAAGGACAUUCAGAGACUUGUCCCAAAGCCACUCCUGCAUUGUCUUGGCUGUGUGCUUAGAGACGUUGUCCUGUUGGAAGGUGAACCUUUGCCCCAGUCUGAGGUCCUGAGUGAUCUGGAGUAGGUUUUCAUCAAGGAUCUCUCUGUAUUUAGCUCCGUUCAUCUUUCCCUCGAUUCUGACUAGUCUCCCAGUCCCUGCUGCUGAAAAACAUCCCCACAGCAUGAUGCUGUCACCACCAUGCUUCACCAUAGAGAUGGUGCCAGGUUUCCUCCAGACGUGACGCUUGGCAUUCAGGCCAAAGAGUUAAAUCUUGGUUUCAUCAGACCAGAGAAUCUUGUUUCUCAUGGUCUGAGAGUCCUUUAGAUGCCUUUUGGCAAACUCUAAGCAGGCAGUCAUGUGCCUUUUCCUGAGGAGUGGCUUCCGUCUGGUCACUUUACCAUAAAGGCCUCAUUGGUGGAGUGCUGCAGAGAUGCUUGUCCUUCUGGAAGGUUCUCCCAUCUCCACAGAGGAACUCUGGAGCUCUGUUAGAGUAACCAUUGGAUUCUUGGUCACCUCACUGACCAAGGCCCUUCUCCCCCGAUUGCUCAGUUUGUCCGGGUGGCCAGCUCUAGGAAGAGUCUUGGUGGUUCCAAACUUCUUCCGCUUAAGGAUGAUGGAGGCCACUGUGUUCUUGGGGACCUUCAAUGCUGCGGAAAUGUUUUCGUACCCUUCCCCAGAUCAGUGCCACGACACAAUCCUGUCUCGGAGCUCUACGGACAAUUCCUUCGACCUCAUAGCUUGGUUUUUGCUCUGACACGCCUUUCCAAAUCAUGUCCAAUCAAUUGAAUUUACCACAGGUGGACUCCAAUUAGGUUGUAGAAACAUCUCAAGGAUGAUCAAUUGAAACAGGAUGCACCUGAGCUCAAUUUUGAGUCUCAUAGCAAAGGGUCUGAAUACAUAUGUAAAUAAGGAAUUUCUGGUUUUUAUUUGUAAUAAAUGUGCAAAAAUUUCUAAAAACCUGUUUUUGCUUUGUCAUUAUGGGGAUUGAUGAGGGGAAAAAAUAAUUUAAUCAAUUUUAGAAUAAGGCUGUAACGUAACAAAAUGUGGAAAAGUCAAGGGGUCUGAAUACUUUCCGAAUGCACUGUAGACUGAACAGUUGAAUCCUGGUGAAAGCUAUGACCCCUUAUUGAUGUCACCUGUCAAAUCCACUUCAGUCAGUGUAGAUGAAGGGGAGGAGACAGGUUAAAGAAGGAUUCUUAAGCCUUGUAUGUGUGCCAUUCAGAGGGUGAAUGGGCAAGACAAAAGAUUUAAGUGCCUUUGAACGGGGUAUGGUAGUUGGUGCCAGGCGCACCAGUUUGAGUUUGUCAAGAACUGCAACGCUACUGGGUUUUUCACACUCAACAGUUUCCUGUGUGUAUCAAGAAUGGUCCACCACCCAAAGGACAUCCAGCCAACUUGACACAACUGUGGGAAGCAUUGGAGUCAAUAUCGGCCAGCAUCCCUGUGGAACGCUUAAAACACCUUUUAGAGAAUGCCCCGACGAAUUGAGGCUGUUCUGAGGGCAAAAGGGUUGUUUUGUACACUCAGUGUAUACAGUGCCUUUAGAAAGUAUUCACACCCCUUGACCUUUUCCACAUUUUGUUGUGUUGCAUCCUGAAUUUAAAAUGGAUUAAAUUGAGACACAAUACCCCAUAAUGUCAAAGUGGAAUUAUGUUUUUAGCCAUUUUUACAAAUUAAUAAAAAAUGAAAAGUGGAAAUGUCUUGCACCAAUAAGUAUUCCACCCCUUUGUUAUGCAAGCCUAAAUACGUUCAGGAGUAAGAAUUUGCUUAACAAGUCACAUAAUAAGUUGCAUGGACUCACUCUGUGUGCUAUAAUAGUGUUUAACAUGAUUUUUGAAUGACUACCUCAUCUCUGAACCCCACACAUACAAUUAUCUGUAAGGUCCCUCAGUCGAGUAGUGAAUUUCAAACACAGAUUCAACCACAAAGACCAUGGAGGUUUUCCAAUGCCUCCCUAACUGUUUGCAAUAAGUCGCUAAAGUAAUACUGCUAAAAAUGUGGCAAAGCAAUUAACUUUUUGUCCUGAAUACAACGUGUUAUGUUUGUGGCAAAUCCAAUACAACACAUUACUGAGUACCACUCUACAUAUUUUCAAACAUAGUGGUGGCUGCAUCAUAUUAUAAGCAAUGUUCCCUCUAAGCUACGCACGUGUGCGGUCGCGCAACUUCCCCGGGACUGCCGUGCAGAAUAAAUAUCAGCUCGCGCUGAAAAGCCCGAGACUGAUCUUCAGUCAACUUUCUAGUUUUCCGCUUUCGUUAACACUAUCAACGUUCCCCUCUACUGUGCGAAUUGUGAUCGAAUCAACACAAUAUUAACCACUUUCAUGCAACAUACUGAUACAAAACGAACUAUGCAAGAGAUUUUCUUGUAGGCAGAACGCAUUGGAGUAGGAUUCUAUUGCAUUGACAGGCACGACUCAGGCCCAUACUCUACACAGACCGGUGCACCAUAAUCAAUCAGAGCUGCAGUAUCCCUAUAUGCAAAUACACCAUUGCCAUAUAUAGAUCUGUGCCAUUCACGUUGAACUGGACUGUGUUUACAGCAUGAGUGGUCGCAAGUAGAUGUGCUUGUUUUGAGAUCAAAGCAAGAGCUGCAUGUAGCCAGGUGUGUACAUUUGUUCAUAUUCUUUGCUAGUAAGUGAGUUAUUAGCCCAGUAAUAGCACAUUUCUAGUCAUCAAUGGGGGAGUGGUUGCUUCCUACAAGAGCAGAAAGCGUGUGCAUUUCUAGCCAUCUUUGAACAGCAAGUCAUGUAAAGAGCUUUUUUUCUGUCUUAAAGGGGCAGUGUUGUAUUUUGAGACAGGCUUGAAUAAGCUAAGUAGCCAAUAGGCAGAGGGUAGCAUAACUUGUCAGAUUCUCUGUAAUAAUGGUAUGGGAAUAAUAAUGCAUUUUAUUUUGUAAAGUGGUUUCUUGCAUCAAACAACAUCUUCAGUCACCUCCUUGUCUGAAGGACAAGUGGAUAAACAGGUUAAUGUCAACCCCCCCCCCCCAAAAAAGUACCAUGGAAUGAAGGCCUACAUUGAACACCACAGAUUGUCUGCUACUGUAGGCUGAAUGAUAGAACAGCUAUUUCCAUGUUAAAAUGUUAUGGGAUGCAUUUUCUCCAUUGUUUUUUAUGGUAGGCCACUCUGAUAGGCCUACAUUAUGAUCAAAUAGCCACAGUAGCCUACUUGGCCACUGUUAUAACUGUAACUUAAAGCGGGUACAGCCUCAGUUUUCACAGUAAACACACGGCAGCAAUUGCAUAAAAAUUUCAAAACGUUGAAGUUUGCGCUCAGCAGACCUGAAAUUUGCUCAGUGCCUAAAGAAAUUAGAGGGAACAUUGGUUAUGGGUAUGCUUGUAAUCAUUAAGGGCUGGGGAGUUUUUCAGGAUAAAAAGAAACGGAAUGGAGCUAAGCACAGGUAAAAUCCUAGAAGAAAACCUGGUUCAGUCUGCUUUCCACCAAACACUGGGAGAUGAAUUUACCUUUCAGCAGGACAAUAACCUAAAACACAAGGCCAAAUCUACACUGGAGUUGCUUACCAAGAAGACAGUGAAUGUUCCUGAGUGGCCGAGUUACAGUUUUGACUUAAAUUUACUUGAAAGUCUAUGCCAAGAGCUGAACAUUGUUGUCUAGCAAUGAUCAAAAACCAAUUUGACAGAGCUUGAAGAAUUUUGAAAAGAAUAAUGGGAAAAUAUUGCACAAUCCAGCUGUGGAAAGCUCUUAGAGACUUACCCAGAAAGACUCACAGCUGUAAUCGCUGCCAAAGGUGCUUCUACAAAGUAUUGACCCAGGGGUGUGAAUACUUACAGUUGAAGUCGGAAGUUUACAUACACUUAGGUUGGAGUCAUUAAAACUUGUUUUUCAACCACUCCACAAAUUUCUUGUUAACAAACUAUAGUUUUGGCAAGUCGGUUAGGACAUCUACUUUGUGCAUGACACAAGUAAUUUUUCCAACAAUUGUUUACAGAGAGAUUAAUUCACUGUAUCACAAUUCCAGUGGGUCUGAAGUUUACAUACACUAAGUUGACUGUGCCUUUAAACAGCUUGGAAAAUUCCAGAAAAUGAUAUCAUGGCUUUAGAAGCUUCUGAUAGGCUAACUGGCAUCAUUUGAGUCAAUUGGAAGUGUACCUGUGGAUGUAUUUCAAGGCCUACCUUCAAACUCAGUGCCUCUUUGCUUGACAUCAUGGGAAAAUCAAAAUAAAUCAGCCAAGACCUCAGAAAAAAAUGUGUAGACCUCCACGAGUCUGGUUCAUCAAUGGGAGCAAUUUCCAAACACCUGAAGGUACCACGUUCAUCUGUACAAACAAUAGUACGCAAGUAUAAACACCAUGGGACCACGCAGCCGUCAUACCGCUCAGGAAGGAGACGCGUUCUGUCUCCUAGAGAUGAACGAACUUUGGUGCAAAAAGUGCAAAUCAAUCCCAGAACAACAGCAAAUGACCUUGUGAAGAUGCUGGAGGAAACAGGUACAAAAUAUCUAUAGCCACAGUAAAACGAGUCCUAUAUCGACAUAACCUGAAAGGCCGCUCAGCACGGAAGAAGCCACUGCUCCAAAACCGUCAUAAAAAAGCGAGACUAAGGUUUGCAACUGCACAUGGGGACAAAGAUCGUACUUUUUGGAGAAAUGUCCUCUGGUCUGAGGAAACAAAAAUAGAACUGUUUGGCCGUAAUGACCAUCGUUAUGUUUGGAGGGAAAAGGGGGACGCUUGCAAGCCGAAGAACACCAUCCCAACCGUGAAGCACUGGGGUGGCAGCAUCAUGCUGUGGGGGUGCUUUGCUGCAGGUGGGACUGGUGCACUUCACAAAAUAGAUGGCAUCAUGAGGAAGGAAAAUUAUGUGGAUAUAUUGAAGCAACAUCUCAAGACAUCAGUCAGGAAGUUAAAGCUUGGUCGCCAAUGGGUCUUCCAACUUCGAAAGUUGUGGCAAAAUGGCUUAAGGACAACAAAGUCAAGAUAUUGGAGUGGCCAUCACAAAGCCCUGACCUCAAUCUUAUAGAACAUUUAUGGGCAGAACUGAAAAAGCGUGUGCGAGCAAGGAGUCCUACAAACCUGACUCAGUUACACCAGCUCUGUCAGGAGGAAUGGGCCAAAAUUCACCCAACUUAUUGUGGGAAGCUUGUGGAAGGCUACCCGAAACGUUUGACCCAAGUUAAACAAUUUAAAGGCAAUGCUACCAAAUACUAAUUGAGUGUAUGUAAACUUCUGACCCACUGGGAAUGUGAUAAAAUAAAUAAAAAGCUGAAAUAAAUCAUUCUCUCUACUAUUAUUCUGACAUUUCACAUUCUUAAAAUAAAGUGGUGAUCCUAACUGACCUAAGACAGGGAAUUUUUACAUGGAUUAAAUGUCAGAAAUUGUGAAAAACUGAGUUUAAAUGUAUUUGGCUAAGGUGUAUGUAAACUUCCGACUUCAACUGUAUGUAAAUUAGAUAUUUCUGUUUUUCAUUUUCAAUAAAUUUGCAAAAAUGUGUAAAAACAUGUUUUCACUUUGUCAUUCUGGGGUAUUAUGUGUAGAUGGGUGAGGAUUUUUAAAAUAUUUAAUCCAUUUUGAAUUCAGGCUGUAACACAACAAAAUAUGGAAUAAGUCAAGGGGUAUGAAUACCUUUUGAAGGCACUGUAUAUAUUGAGAUCUGGCCGCGGACCCCUGCAGUACCUCCGCAGAUGAAAACCCCUGUAUUAGGGCAUGCAAUGGAAAACUUUUAAAAACGUUUUGCAACAGGGGAAAAAUGUAAAUCUUAUUGGGCAAGUCCAUGUACUGUAGUCCCUUCCUGUUUUAGGCAGUUUUCUUCAGUUUGGUGCCUACCCACUGGGCACAGAUAUCAUUUCAACUUCUAGUUUUUAUUUAUAUUUGAUUGAGAUGUCAACUAACGUGACUUCAACGUGAUUUUUCUUCCCACCAUGUCAUUGGAUUUAAGUUAAAAGUUGGGUGAAAAAAAUACUAAAUUCCCUUACGUUGAUGACUUUUUAGGCAAAUCUAAUCAGUUUUCCACAUUGAUCCAACGUCAUCAGAUAUAAUAUUUUUUGUUGAAAUGACGUGGAAACAACGUUGAUGCAACCAGUUUUUGCCCAGUGGGUAAUGAACACGUCCCAGAGCAAGCUUCCCUCAGGUCCACAAAUGUCUCAGCCCCCACCCCCCUCUUCUCGCAUCUGUUUCUCUUUGUCUGCUGGCGGCCACAGAUCUAUUUCAUCUUAUCGAUAUCUCUCGAGAGAGCGAGUGAGAGGGAGAGAAGGAGUCUUCUCUCGGGAGCUGAUCGAGAGCAUAGGCUGGAGGAGCUUCUAUUUAUUUCUACGCUUAGAUGUUAUUUCUUUCUUCUCUCUUUCUCUUUUCUCUUCGAUUCUCUUCUCUUCUCUUCUCUUCUCUUCUCUUCUCUUCUCUCUCUCUCUGUCUCAGUGUGGAUAUCGUGUUAACACUGGGUUACAUUUAGUUGAAUCUGCUCUGCUAUUUUGGACAUAAUAUAUGGCUUAUUUCACAGCCCAGACAACUUUUAGGGCCCAUGUGAGAUGUCGGCUCAGAGAUGAUCAAGAAAUACGUGUGACUCUCCUGAGUAGAUUUGUUGUUUGAGUGGAUUCUCGUAUCAGCAACUUGCAUUAAGAUAAAACAUUUUCCUCGAUCAUGAUAUAUGAUUGCUUAUAUUUCUCAGAACUGAUCUCAAAUUAGAUGUCAGGAUAGGGUAGCUGAACUAUUCAGAUAUCAAGACAGAAACCAGAGUCACUGGUUGCAAAAAAAUACUAUUACAUUAAAAAAGGAAGUCUGUUUCUACUCAACAGAGUUUGUGUUAAAUGGCACUAGGCACAUAACAUGCUUCUGACCAUAAACAGUUGUUGUGGUUUGACAACAUUUUUACAUUUGUUUCUCUGUGUUACUUCAUACUGUAUUUCUCUUUUAAUCAUUAUACUGUUCAAGCUGUCUCUCUCUUUUCACUCGAGUUGAGUGAAACGUUUGCUUUGACACAGCUGCAUUUUGUCUGACAUAAUGUCUUAAAUCCAUAUAUGCUCCCAAGUGUGUUUAUUGUAACAAUCAUUUGGUCUUCUGUCUUCAUCAGACCCCUGAUGAAAUUUAAAGCUUUAAAAAUCCCACUGGGCACACACUGGUUCAAUCAACGUUGUUUCCACGUCAUUUCAUUUAAAUUACAUUGAACCAACGUGGAAUAGUCGAUGAAUUGACGCUGGUGCCCAGUGGGAUUGCUACAUCCCACUUGGGAGGAUAUACGCAGUGUACUGUCUUCCUAGUUUUGUUGUUGAACAUUAGUCUUACUAACAUGUGCUCAGUCAUGUGUGUGUUUCUAUCUUUUCUAAUAAUGUAUGUUUCCCUUUCUCUCCAGCUUGUGGCGGCCAUUGUUUUCCUGAGCUUCGGGAUCAUUGCCUCCUUCCUGUGUCUGGUGGUGGAUGGCGUCUUCAUCGUUUUCAACAUGGUGAGUCACGUUGCUGCUUCACGUGUCUUUCAACUCAACAGAUCACAUGGUGUUCGAGACAAUUGUGACCGUAAAUGAAAAUCUAACCUAAAACUAAUUUAUUUCUCAUUCAGAGUGAAAAUAGCAAUUUUAGGGGGGGGGGGGGGGGGGAAUCAUUUAUUUCUCAUUUAUUCAGUCGGCAGUAGGCUUGAUCUCAGUUUCCCCCAGUCUCUGAUCUUGAUGUCGUGCAUGAGAGUGUUUGUGAGAAUAGCUGUAAUAUUAAUGUUCAUGCAUGAGUGUUUCAACGUGUGUAGAUGGAGAUUGACCCACACUGUCUAGAAUGUUGAAAGCAGUUUGGAUUGAGCCUCACUCCCUGUGGAUGAGUGUGGUCAUGAGAAACCUUUGGGUGAGAGAGCGUCCUCUCCUCCCAUUUCAAUGUGUUAACCCAACCGAAAAUUUCACACAAGAUCAAAUGUUCCGUUUGCCAUCCCAAUAGCACAAUAUAACUUCAAUAAUUGCAAUAAACUUAACACAUUUACAUUUCAAAGUGGAACAAUGCAUGGCUACACAAUGACAUUGCAAUAUAAUAUUAAUGUGUACAUUUCUAGGGAUAUGCCAAGAUGCAAAGGACCCAUGGUCCAGAUUUGUGUCUGUCUGUCUGUCUGUCUGCCUGUGUUUGUCUGUCUGUCUGUCUGUCUGUCUGUCUGUCUGGCUGUCUGGCUGUCUGCAUGUCUGCAUGUCUGUAUGUCUGUAUGUCUGUCUGUCUGUCUGUAUGUCUGCCUGCCUGUCUGUCUGCAUGCCUAUCUGAUUGUGCAGGGCAUUUGUGUUAGUAUGUAGUGGGUGGAGGGCUGGGGAACCCAGCAAGCAAGUUAUUGUAUUAGACCAGUGAUCACAAAGCUUCAGCUAGGAAUGUUUGCCUCUCUAUCAAAACCCUAUUAAAAACAUCUAAAGAAGAGUGAAUUGUAAAAUACAAAGCACCAAUAACAAACAAGGUAGACAAUAUGCCAUGUAUUAGGGAUCUAAGUGAGAGUUUUCUUAUACUUUUUUAAAUGCAAUUUGUUAUUGUUUAAAUUCUGCAUUUCUUCUGUUUUUCUCAAAACUGUGAGCAAGAAUGAAUAAAGCCAAAGCAGACAGAAAUAAGUCUUUGAGUAUAGCAGACUGGUCUCACAGACUAGACGUAACAUAGUAAAUAUAAAUCCUUGACAGUCAAAUUAGUAUGAUAUGUUACGUUUGGUAUGGUUACAGAUAAAAGGUUACUUAAGGUAAAAAUGAAAGAAGGAUGAUUGGUCGGGGUGGAUGGGUGGGCGUAUAACAUGAACGUAAAGCAACCCAAAGUAGAAGUUAAUCACGGACAACAUUAGCAUUUUAGCUAAUCAGCAACUUUGCAACUACUUACUACUUUAUAGCUACUUUGUAACUACUUAGCAUGUUAGCUAACUCUUCCCCUAACCCUAACCUUAUCCCCUUUAGCUAACCUUUCCCCUAACCCUAACCCUUAACCCUAACCAUAACCCUUUAACCUAACUCCUAACCUUAACCCUAACCUUAACCCCUAGAGAUAGCUAACGUUAGCAUUAGCCACCUAGACACCUAGCUAACAUUAGCCACAACAAAUUGGAAUUCGUAACAUAUCAUACGUUUUGCUUAUUCGUAACAUAUUGUACGUUUCGCAAUUCGUAACAUAUCAUACGAAAUGGAUGAUGGACAUCCACAAAUUAAUAUAUACCAUACGAAACAUAAUAUAUCAUACUAAAUGUAGUGUUUCGGAUUUACGUACAGAAUAAUAUGAAAUACUGUGAGACCAAGUUGGGUAUAGGGGCACUAGACUCCACUGGGUGUCUGUUUCCCAAUAAGUCUUGAUCUGUAAGCAACCCCCACACCCCCCGUUUGACUACAUAGUUGAAAUAUUUUUGUAUUUUUGAUUCCAAGUAGGAUUUGACCCUAUGAAGGGAUGAGUAUUAAAGUAAAAAAGAAGGACCUAUUUUUGUCAUAAAUGUUAUGGCUUUUCAUUUGUAUCCCUUUAUAAGGAGAAGUGUAACAAUUUGACAUUUUAAACAUUUUGCCUUUCCUCAUGCUGUCAAUAUUACUAGGCCUUAGUUCUAUUCACAAUCAUCAACCGGUCAAAUCAAGUCCAUAUAGUAAUCUGGCUUACAGUGGGGGAAAAAAGUAUUUAGUCAGCCACCAAUUGUGCAAGUUCUCCCACUUAAAAAUAUGAGAGAGGCCUGUAAUUUUCAUCAUAGGUACACGUCAACUAUGACAGACAAAAUGAGAAAUAAAAAUCCAGAAAAUCACAUUAUAGGACUUUUUAUGAAUUUAUUUGCAAAUUAUGGUGGAAAAUAAGUAUUUGGUCAAUAACAAAAGUUUCUCAAUACUUUGUUAUAUACCCUUUGUUGGCAAUGACACAGGUCAAACGUUUUCUGUAAGUCUUCACAAGGUUUUCACACACUGUUGCUGGUAUUUUGGCCCAUUCCUCCAUGCAAAUCUCCUCUAGAGCAGUGAUGUUUUGGGGCUGUCGCUGGGCAACACGGACUUUCAACUCCCUCCAAAGAUUUUCUAUGGGGUUGAGAUCAGGAGACUGGCUAGGCCACUCCAGGACCUUGAAAUGCUUCUUACGAAGCCACUCCUUCGUUGCCCGGGCGGUGUGUUUGGGAUCAUUGUCAUGCUGAAAGACCCAGCCACGUUUCAUCUUCAAUGCCCUUGCUGAUGGAAGGAGGUUUUCACUCAAAAUCUCACGAUACAUGGCCCCAUUCAUUCUUUCCUUUACACGGAUCAGUCGUCCUGGUCUCUUUGCAGAAAAACAGCCCCAAAGCAUGAUGUUUCCACCCCCAUGCUUCACAGUAGGUAUGGUGUUCUUUGGAUGCAACUCAGCAUUCUUUGUCCUCCAAACACGACGAGUUGAGUUUUUACCAAAAAGUUAUAUUUUGGUUUCAUCUGACCUUAUGACAUUCUCCCAAUCCUCUUCUGGAUCAUCCAAAUGCACUCUAGCAAACUUCAGACGGGCCUGGACAUGUACUGGCUUAAGCAGGGGGACACGUCUGGCACUGCAGGAUUUGAGUCCCUGGCGGCGUAGUGUGUUACUGAUGGUAGGCUUUGUUAAUUUAGUCCCAGCUCUCUGCAGGUCAUUCACUAGGUCCCCCCGUGUGGUUCUGGGAUUUUUGCUCACCGUUCUUGUGAUCAUUUUGACCCCACGGGGUGAGAUCUUGCGUGGAGCCCCAGAUCGAGGGAGAUUAUCAGUGGUCUUGUAUGUCUUCCAUUUCCUAAUAAUUGCUCCCACAGUUGAUUUCUUCAAACCAAGCUGCUUACCUAUUGCAGAUUCAGUCUUCCCAGCCUGGUGCAGGUCUACAAUUUUGUUUCUGGUGUCCUUUGACAGCUCUUUGGUCUUGGCCAUAGUGGAGUUUGGAGUGUGACUGUUUGAGGUUGUGGACAGGUGUCUUUUAUACUGAUAACAACUUCAAACAGGUGCCAUUAAUACAGGUAACGAGUGGAGGAGAGAGGAGCCUCUUAAAGAAGAAGUUACAGGUCUGUGAGAGCCAGAAAUCUUGCUUGUUUGUAGGUGACCAAAUACUUAUUUUCCACCAUAAUUUGCAAAUAAAUUCAUAAAAAAUCCUACAAUGUGAUUUUCUGGAUUUUUUUCCUCAAUUUGUCUGUCAUAGGUGACGUGUACCUAUGAUGAAAAUUACAGGCCUCUCUCAUCUUUUUAAGUGGGAGAACUUGCACAAUUGGUGGCUGACUAAAUACUUUUUUCCCCACUGUAGAUGUCUGCCUCUAGAUUAUAUCAAUGCUUAUGUUCAGCUUUUGUCACAGAAAGAUUCCAAUGCACUGUACAGAUGUAGGAUCUUAAUUUGAGCAAGUUUGCUACAGCAGGAAGAUAAUCCUGCAGCAACAGGAAAUGUGAAUUAUUAUGUGGAUUAUAAUUAAUCAACACUUUUAUGGGGGUUGAUAGAUUUUUCAUAAGGGAAAAUCAAGUCUGAAAUUUAAAAGUGGAAAUUACUAACUUUAGCAGCCUUUUUAAACCUCAAAUACACUACAAGUUUUAUAUUUACUGCUUUCAGGAAAGUUCUCCUGCAACAGGGUGAUCAAAUGAACAUCCUACAUCUGUAUGUAUUCGGUACUUACAAAUGUCAAUAAGAGUUGACUUGACUAGUUCCAACGUAGUGUACUAGUUGAUAUACUUAUAUACAGUAUGUGUUGAACAGCAUAGUACAUAACUACUAUCUAUUUACAAUGCCUUAGUAAAAGCUGCAAAAUUCACCCCUUCUGCUUCUAACAUACACACACAUAUAUAUAUAUAUAUAUAUAUAUAUAUAUAUAUAUAUAUAUAUAUAUAUAUAUAUACAGUGGCUUGCGAAGGUAUUCACCCCCCCUUGGCAUUUUUCCUAUUUUGUUGCCUGACAACCUGGAAUUAAAAUGGAUUUUGGGUGGUUUGUAUCAUUUGAUUUACACAACAUGCCUACCACUUUGAAGAUGCAAAAUAUGCUUAAUUGUGAAACAAACAAGAAACAAGACAAAAAAAACAGAAAACUUGAGCGUGCAUAACUAUUCACCCCCCCCCCAAAGUCAAUACUUUGUAGAGCCAUCUUUUGCAGCAAUUACAGCUGCAAGUCUCUUGGGGUAUGUCUCUAUUAACUUGGCACAUCUAGCCACUGGGAUUUUUGGCCAUUCUUCAAGGCAAAACUGCUCCAGCUCCUUCAAGUUGGAUGGGUGCCACUGGUGUACAGCAAUCUUUAAGUCAUACCACAGAUUCUCAAUUGGAUUGAGGUCUGGGCUUUGACUAGGCCAUUCCAAGACAUUUAAAUGUUUCCCUUAAACCCCUCGAGUGUUGCUUUAGCAGUAUGCUUAAGGUCAUUGUCCUGCUGGAAGGUGAACCUCCGUCCCAGUCUCAAAUCUGUGGAAGACUGAAACAGGUUUCCCUCAAGAAUUUCCCUGUAUUUAGCGCCCUCCAUCAUUCCUUCAAUUCUGACCAGUUUCCCAGUCCCUGCCGAUUAAAAACAUCCCACAGCAUGAUGCUGCCACCACCAUGCUUCACUGUGGGGAUGGUGUUCUCGGGGUGAUGAGAGGUGUUGGGUUUGCACCAGACAUAGCGUUUUCCUUCAUGGCCAAAAAGCUCAAUUUUAGUCUCAUCUGACCAAAGUACCUUCUUCCAUAUGUUUGGGGAGUCUCCCACAUGCCUUUUGGUGAACACCAAACGUGUUUGCUUAUUUUUUUCUUUAAGCAAUGUCUUUUUUCUGGCCACUCUUCCGUAAAGCCCAGCUCUGUGGAGUGUACGGCUUAAAGUGGUCCUAUGGACAGAUACUCCAAUCUCCGCUGUGGAGCUUUGUAGCUCCUUCAGGGUUAUCUUUGGUCUCUUUGUUGCCUCUCUGAUUAAUGCCCUCCUUGCCUGGUCCGUGAGUUUUGGUGGGCAGCCCUCUCUUGGCAGGUUUGUUGUGGUGCCAUAUUCUUUCCAUUUUUUAAUAAUGGAUUUAAUGGUGCUCCGUGGGAUGAUCAAAGUUUCUGAUAUUUUUUUUAUAACCCAACCCUGAUCUGUACUUCUCCACAACUUUGUCCCUGACCUGUUUGGAGAGCUCCUUGGUCUUCAUGGUGCCGCUUGCUUGGUGGUGCCCCUUGCUUAGUGGUGUUGCAGACUCUGGGACCUUUCAGAACAGGUGUAUAUAUACUGAGAUCAUGUGACAGAUCAUAUGACACUUAGAUUGCAAACAGGUGGACUUUAUUUAACUAAUUAUGUGACUUCUGCAGGUAAUUGGUUGCACCAGAUCUUAUUUAGGGGCUUCAUAGCAAAGGGGGUGAAUACAUAUGCACGCACCAUUUUUCCGUUAUUAAUUUUUGUAGAAUUUUUUUAAAUAAGUUAUUUUUUUAAUUUCACUUCACAAAUUUGCACUAUUUUGUGUAUGUUCAUUACAUGAAAUCCAAAUAAAAAUCAAUUUAAAUUACAGGUUGUAAUGCAACAAAAUAGGAAAAACGCCAAGGGGGAUGAAUACUUUUGCAAGGCACUGUAUACAGUUGAAGUCGGAAGUUAACAUACACCUCAGCCAAAUACAUUUAAACUCAGUUUUUCACAAUUCCUGACAUUUAAUCCUAGUAAAAAUGCCCUGUCUUAGGUCAGUUAGGAUCACCACUUUAUUUUAAGAAUGUGAAAUGUCAGAAUAAUAGUAGAGAUAAUUAUUUAUUUCAGCUUUUAUUUAUUUCAUCACAUUCCCAGAAGGUCCGAAGUUUACAUACACUCAAUUAGUAUUUGGUAGCAUUGCCUUUAAAUUGUUUAACUUGGGUCAAAUGUUUCGGGUAGCCUUCCACAAGCUUCCCUCAAUAAGUUGGAUGAAUAUUGGCCCAUUCCUCCUGACAGAGCUGGUGUAACUGAAUCAGGUUUGUAGGCCUCCUUGCUCGCACAUGCUUUUUCAAUUCUGCCCACAAAUGUUCUACAGGAUUGAGGUCAGGGCUUUGUGAUGGCCACUCCAAUAUCUUGACUUUGUUGUCCUUAAGCCAUUUUGCCACAACUUUCGAAGUUGGAAGACCCAUUGGCGACCAAGCUUUAACUUCCUGACUGAUGUCUUGAGAUGUUGCUUCAAUAUAUCCACAUCAUUUUCCUUCCUCAUGAUGCCAUCUAUUUUGUGAAGUGCACCAAUCCCUCCUGCAGCAAAGCACCCCCAGAGCAUGAUGCUGCCACCCCCGUGCUUCACGGUUGGGAUGGUGUUCUUCGGCUUGCAAGACCCCCCUUUUUCCUCCAAACAUAACGAUGGUCAUUAUGGCCAAACAGUUAUAUUUUUGUUUAAUCAGACCAGAGGACAUUUCUCCAAAAAGUACUAUCUUUGUCCCCAUGUGCAGUUGCAAACCGUAGUCUGGCUUUUUUAUGGCGGUUUUGGAGCAGUGGCUUCUUCCUUGCUGAGCGGCUUUUCAGGUUAUGUCGAAAUAGGACUUGUUUUACUGUGGAUAUAGAUACUUUUGUACCUGUUUCCUCCAGCAUCUUCACAAGGUCCUUUGUUGUUGUUCUGGGAUUGAUUUGCACUUUUCGCACCAAAGUACAUUCAUCUCUAGGAGACAGAACGCGUCUUCUUCCUGAGCGGUAUGAUGGCUGCGUGGUCCCAUGGUGUUUAUACUUGCAUACAAUUGUUUGUACAGAUGAACGUGGUACCUUCAGGCAUUUGGAAAUUGCUCCCAAGGAUGAACCAGACUUGUGGAAGUCUACUUUUUUUGGCUGAUUUCUUUACAUUUUCCCAUGAUGUCAAGCAAAGAGGCACUGAGUUUGAAGGUAGGCCUUGAAAUACAGCCACAGGUACACCAACAAUUGACUCAAAUGAUGUCAAUUAGCCUAUCAGAAGCUUCUAAAGCCAUGACAUCAUUUUCUGGAAUUUUCCAAGCUGUUUAAAGGCACAGUCAACUUAGUGUAUGUAAACUUCUGACCCACUGGAAUUGUGAUACAUUGAAUUAUAAGUGAAAUAAUCUGUCUGUAAACAAUUGUUGGAAAAAUGACUUGUGUCAUGGACAAAGUAGAUGUCCUAACCGAUUUGCCAAAACUAUAGUUUGUUAACAAAAAUGUGUGGAGUGGUUGAAAAGCGAGUUUUAAUGACUCCAACCUAAGUGCAUGUAAACCUCCGACUUCAACUGUGUAUAUAUAUAUAUACACAUACAUACAUAUACAUUUAUACAUAUAUAUAUUAUAUCCGUCUUCUGCUUCUAACAUACAGUCGUGGUCAAAAGUUUUGUUAGUAUUGGUCUUCACAAAGUUUGCUGCUUCAGUGUUUUUCGAUAUUUUUGUUAGAUGUUACUAUGGUAUACUGAAGUAUAAUUACAAGCAUUCCAUAAGUGUCAAAGUCUUUUAUUGACAAUUACAUUAAGUUUAUGCAAAGAGUCAAUAUUUGCAGUGUUGGCCCUUCUUUUUCAGCCCAUUCUUGCAUAAUCAAUGCUAGGAGUUUGUCAGAAUUUGUGGGUUUUUGUUUGUCCACCCGCCUCUUGAGGAUUGACCACAAGUUCUCAAUAGGAUUAAGGUCUGGGGAGUUUCCUGGCCAUGGACCCAAAAUUCUGAUGUUUUGUUCCCAGAGCCACUUAGUUAUCACUUUUGCCUUAUGGCAAGGUGCUCCAUCAUGUUGGAAAAGGCAUUGUUCGUCACCAAACUGUUCUUGGAUGGUUGGGAGAAGUUGCUCUCUGAGGAUGUGUUGGUACCAUUCUUUAUUCAUGGCUGUGUUCUUAGGCAAAAUUGUGAGUGAGCCCACUCCCUUGGCUGAGAAGCAACCCCACACAUGAAUGGUCUCAGGAUGCUUUACUGUUGGCAUGACACAGGACUGAUGGUAGCGCUCACCUUGUCUUCUCCAGACAAGCUUUUUUCCGGAUGCCCCAAACAAUCGGAAAGGGGAUUCAUCAGAGAAAAUGACUUUACCCCAGUCCUCAGCAGUCCAAUCCCUGUACAUUUUACAGAAUAUCAGUCUGUCCCUGAUGUUUUUCCUAGAGAGAAGUGCCUUCCUCGCUGCCCUUCUUGACACCAGGCCAUCCUCCAAAAGUCUUUGCCUCACUGUGCAUGCAGAUGCAUUUAUACCUGCCUGCUGCCAUUCCUGAGCAAGCUCUGCACUGGUGGUGCCCCGAUCCCGCAGCUGAAUCAACUUUAGGAGAUGGUCCUGGUGCUUGCUGGACUUUCUUGGGCGCCCUGAUGCCUUCUUCACUCGGUCUCCCGAGUGGCGCAGUGGUCUAAGACACUGCAUCGCAGAGCUAGCUGUGCCACUAGAGAUCCUGGUUCGAAUCCAGGCUCUGCUGUAGCCGGCAGCAACCGGGAGACCAAUGGGGCGGCGCACAAUUGGCCCAGCGUCGUCCAGGGUAGGGGAGGGAAUGGCCGGCAGGGAGGUAGCUCAGUUGGUGGAGCAUGGCGUUUGCAACGCCAGGGUUGUGGGUUCGAUUCCCAUGGGGUAUGAAAAUUAAAAAAAAAGAAUAAUGUAUGCACUAACUGUAAGUCGCUCUGGAUAAGAGCGUCUGCUAAAUGACGUAAAUGUAAAUGUUCACAACAAUUGAACCUCUCUUCUUGAAGUUCUUGAUGAUCCGAUAAAUGGUUGAUUUAGGUGCAAUCUUGCUAGCGGCAAUAUCCUUGCCUGUGAAGCCCUUUUCGUGCAAAGCAAUGAUGACGGCACAUGUUUCCUUGCAGGUAACCAUUUUUCUUCCUCUCUUAACCAUGAUUUCAAGCACCACCUUCCUUUUAAAGCUUCCAGUCUGUUAUUCUAACUCAAUCGGCAUGAAAAUGAACUUAAUCCCCCCAAAAUAUUUCCACUGCAUUUCAGCCCUGCCACAAAAGGACCAGCUGACAUCAUGUCAGUGAAUCUCUCCUUAACACAGGUGAGAGUGUUGACACUCUCAACACUCUCACCUGUGUUAAUGAGAGAUUCACUGACAUGAUGUCAGCUGGUCCUUUUGUGGCAGGGCUGAAAUGCAGUGGAAAUGUUUUUUGGGGAUUAAGUUCAUUUUCAUGGCAAAGAGGGACUUUGCAAUUAAUUGCAAUUCAUCUGAUCACUCUUCUUAACAUUCUGGAGUAUAUGCAAAUUGCCAUCAUAAAAACUGAGGCAGCACUUUGUGAAAAUUAAUGUUUGUGUCAUUCUCAAAACUUUUGACCACGACUGUACACUGAGUGUACCAAACAUUAGGAACACCUUCCUAAUAUUGAGUUGCACCCCUGUUUUCCCUCAGAACAGCCUCAAUUCGUGAGGGCAUGGACUCUAUAAAGUGUCGAAACCAUUCCCCAGGGAUGCUGGCCCAUGUUGACUUCAAUGCUUCCCACAGUUGUAUCAAGUUGGCCGGAUGUCCUUGCGUUGGUGAACCAUUCUAAAUAUUUUAAAUCCGUCUUCUGUUUUAUUGGAGAACUUUACAAUGCCAGAACGAUAUGGAGUCUAAUUGGUAAUGCUAUUCAAAAGGGGUGUGCUGGAAUUGGAUGGAGUCAUUGCAGCUGUGUUUAAAGCAAAUGUAGUGUCCUGAGUGGCGCAGUGGUCUAAGGCACUGCAUCACAGUGCUAGCUGUGCCACUAGAGAUCCUGGUUCGAAUCCAGGCUCUGUCAUAGCCGGCCGUGACCGGGAGACCCAUGGGGCGGCGCACAAUUGGUCCAGCGUAGGGGAGGGAAUGGCCGGCAGGGAUGUAGCUCAGUUGGUAGAGCAUGGCGUUUGCAACGCCAGGGUUGUGGGUUCGAUUCCCACGGGGGGCCAGUAUAAAAAAAUUUAAUAUAUAAUGUAUGCAUUCACUAACUGUAAGUCGCUCUGGAUAAGAGCGUCUGCUAAAUGACUAAAAUGCAAAUGUAAUACAACUGCAGUCUAUUCAAAGUUCUCAUGCAUUAAGAGAUCAUCUCUGUCUGUCCACACCAGGAUGUCCGUCCUCUGAAAGCAGGGAGAUGCCAGUUUUACACCAGUGGAAACAGCUAUAUCUAUGAGAAUUACUAUGCCUCUGUAAGUACAACUGCACGCAUAGCAAUAUGACUUACUGUGCUAGCUAUACUGUCCAAUUCUGAAAAUACAUGUAGUACAUACUGUCUGGCAGGGGGAAAAUCCAUUUUUAAGGGAGGGGUCAAUCACCUUUGACUAAUCUCUGCUUGUACUGUACCUGUCACUCAAUACUGUUGAUUAGAGUGUCUGCCUCCUCUUGCAGGUGCCAUGCCAGGGUCUCACGGAGUCAUGUAGUAUGAAGGUACGCAGUGGGACCUGCUACUGCUGCGACCUUUAUGACUGUGCCAAGUGAGUAAAAGAUACACAUACAUUAAAGGUCCAUAAUGAAGCUUUGUGAACAACCCAACAGAUUUCUGAUAGAAAUGUUAUAGAUCUGUCAUUCUCAUUGAAAGCAAGUCUGAUAAGCGGUAGAUCCAACCGGGAAUAAUCUAACUGGGUAAUAAAAAUGCAGUGCUAAAAUAACUUUAUAUACAGUAUAUGUGGUAACUCACCCCUCACAUCAGCAAUGUGUAGAACCCACCCACCUGUGUGAUGCUUGGAAGGCAUUUUGUGCCAGAAUGCUCGUCACACAUUAGCUAUCACGAUGAUAAGGUGUGGAGUGAUUGUGCCCUAUUUAAGCUGAAGUAGGCUCAAACUAGCGCCAAGGGUUUCCUAGCCAGGUCACAUGGUGUACAGACCAACUCAUCUCACUUCCCACUGCCCUCAUGAGUCAUCAUUCGCUGCUCCUUCACUCCAUGCUCAUUCACACCACGCUGCUCGUUGGUAAGCGAAUGCUCAUGCUACCUGUCUCUCCUUAACUUGUAGACCGGUGUUUUGACUCACUGCCCCGCAAUUUACUGCUUGCUUCUACAGCACCAAGUUGGUCAUCUCCCGCUCGUGUAGUGUAUGUGCAGGCAGGAUCCAUACAGUGAGCAAGUCCUCCGCUUUCUCUCUGUUUGCCGUACUGGUGUGUGACUCAGGUUUGUGUUGCUUGAAGUGUUUGCCAUUUCACAGGCCGUGCUUGUUUCGGGAGGCAGGGUGCAGGCUGUAUUUGCAAACCCACUGUAGCUUAUAGCAAACUUUCAGUAAAUUCCUGUCAAGAAGAGAGUCCAAUUAGCUUAGCUAUCUUAGCUAGCCGGUAGUUUCAAAUGGAGGUUGGUAACGAACAGUUUAAAUGCUGCAGGAGCUGUGUUUAUUUUGCUCUAUUCCGGGACAAUGUGGACUGUCUGGACUUUCAAUGCAGCAACUGUUUGCUUGCAGAGGACUACAGAGGCGAAGUGGCUACUCUUAGCAAACAAGUAGCGAUCAGGGUGUGACAUUAGUGGAUGUUCCUAUUCUUGACCCUGCCAACCAGCCAUGGAGGCAUGUCACUCACAGUGGAAGUAGAAAGCAGCGGCCUUUGGUAAUUGAGGCCUCCUUGGCGGUAGGAAGCCCGGACUGGUUACUUCAAACAGCUUCACUGCCCUGGAUCUAGAGGUUCCGGCGCCUUCAUCCCUGGGGGCUUCUGCUUCAAGAUUGGAUCCGGAGGUACCUGCGCCUCCGUCCCCUGUUCAGACUCCCUCUCCGGUGGCUUCUAUGGUGAAUACAUCCAGUAUGAAAAUGUAUGCACUCACUAACUGUAAUUGGCUCUGGAUAAGAGCAUCUGCUAAAUGACUAAAAAUGCAAAUGUAAAAUAAGGCUUUGUUGGUUAUGGGAGGCUCGAACUGGGUUGCAAGAAAUUCGGUCGUGCGAGAUUCCGCGUCUGGCUGGUCCUUGACGGGUCUCCCAAAUGCUAGGCGUGGGAAUGGGCGGAUUUAAUCUUCAAUCUCUCCGGCUGUUGUCUUAGGCAGCUCUGUGGUUAGAAACGUAUUGGUUUCUGGAGCAAAAACCCUGUGCUAUCCCGGGGUUCGAGUACAGGAUAUUACUAGGCUGCUCCACACUUUUCUACAUCAGCACACAGAGAUUGAUGCUGUUGUAGUCCAUGUGGGAUUUAAUUACAUUAAAAAUGGUAGCUCGGAACGGCUGAAACAGGAUUUUGAAGAAUUGAUUGGUUCUCUGCUGGAUACCAAAAAACGUCCUAUAAUUUCUUGCCCUGUGCCCUCAGCAGAUUACUAGCACUUCACAACUGGCUACUGACUACUGCAGUUCCUUGGGUGUACCUUUUGUAGCCAACUUUUACACCUUUUGGAAGCAGAGGAUGCUCUAUAAGGAGGACGGGAUCCACCCUAAUCGUUUGGGUGCAUGGAUCCUGUUCAAACACUAUAAGGCAGUGCUGAGGCAAUGACUGAUCAAAUCAAGCUCCUCAAAGGUACAUGUAUUUACUCCCAUUAAAUUGCAGAGAUAUCAUUCCGCCACAAUUUCCCAUGUUGAUAGGGUUAUUGUAAAUAGUAAUUCUGUGCCUGUUAAUUUAAUAAAAAUGUAAUUUAAUAAUCAAAUCAAAUAAAUACAUUGAUAGCUCUGUUAGCUCCCAUAAGGAACCCACUGUUGUUAGCUCAACCUAUGCUAUUAAUAGUUUUAUAUCAAGCUAUCGUUUUGCUACAUGUGCUCAUAACCAUAGGGGUAUUGUCAAUAGUAAUCCUGUGCACAUUUACCUGAAUUCUGCUAUUAGCUCUGCAACUUUGAAUCCAAUCAGGAAGUGGCUAGCUCAUCCAGUUCUAUUGACUCUUGUGUCACCAUGGAUACUCCUGCUGUUUUCAAAUCUCGCAGAGGGCUUGGACUGUUAAAUAUAAAUGUGCGAAGGCUGAUGUCUAAACUGGACUUUCUGGAUGUCUGGGUGCAUGACACUAGCCCAGACUUUCUGGUUAUCUCAGAGACCUGGCUGAAUAAUUUGAUUAUGGACAAGGACGUUGCCAUUGCGGACUACAACAUUUUCAGAUGUGAUAGAGCAGAAAAGGGGGGAGGGGCGGCUAUUUAUGUAAGAUCUUCUCUUAUGGCAUCAUGCUCGCUUAGCAUUUCAGUCCCCAAACUAUGUGAGCUGUUGGUUAUUAAAGUGGACAUAAGCCAAAAUAUGCAUAUAUUUAUUGCUGCGGUCUACUGCCCCCCAGCUGCUUCGGUGGAGGCUGUUGGUAUUAUUUCUGAUUAUUUAUAAUAUUUUCUGGUAUUUUAACUGGUUGUGUUAGGAAAUCUAAAUCUUGAUUGGCUUACAAAUGCCUCAGAUCAGUUUAAGAAUAUCGGUCUUGAGUUCAACUUGACUCAGCUGAUAAUGAAACCCACAAACCUAGCAAACAUCUUCAUUGAUUGACCUUAUCCUGACAAACUAUAAAUAUUUGGCUAGUGGUGUUUUUGCAAGUUAUAUCAGCGACCACUGCCCUAUUGCUUGCAUUAGAGAUACCAAAUUGAAAAACUAUUGUCACGAUCGUCGACAGAAGCGGCCCAAGGUGCAGCGUGAGAAGCGUACAUCUUUUAAUGAGUACUUGUACACACAACGAACCAAAACAAUAAACGAUACGUGAAGUCCUAGGUUAAAUACACAAACCUUCCGGAACAAGAUCCCACAAAACAAAAGUGCCAACAGGCUGCCUAAGUAUGGUUCCCAAUCAGAGACAGUAAGAAUCAGCUGCCUCUGAUUGGGAACCACCCUGGCCAACAUAGAAAACACGAACUAGAACACAACAUAGAAAAUAACACAUAGAAACUCCACACCCUGGCUCAACAUAUAAGAGUCCCCAGAGCCAGGGCGUGACAACUAUGACCAUAGUAUAAUAGUGAAGAGACAUUUUUUAAGAUUCCCGCCCCUGGCGUUCCUUCAUGAUCUAUAUUAUUCCGGGAUUUUUUAUACUAGCUGCAUACCAGACCCUGUUGUGGCACUUACAUUUUUCGUACCAUUUUUACCUCUCUGGCUAAUAAACAUGUCCCUUUCAAGCGACUUAGAGUCAAAAACCGAACUAACCUAUGGUACUCUCCUGUACUUGCAGAACUCGUCUUGAUAAGAAAUCAAGCCUGGGCCAAGGCUAGAGAAACUGGCUUGUUAGCUGAUUGGCAGCUAUUUAGGCAAUUGAGAAAUAGGUGCACUACCUCAGUUAAACAAGCCAAAUCAAACUACUUCCUUAGCGCUAUGACUGACUCUGUUAGUGAUCCCUCUAAUUCCUCUACUUCCCUGCCUAAGCAAGUAGUUUUAGACACCUGCAUCAUUACUGAAAAAGUUCUGAUUCAUGAUGCUUUUAAUCAGCAUUUUAUCUCAGCUGGUUUCCUAUUUGAAAGAAAUGGUGGUCAUUUGUUACUUAACUUUAGUAUCAGGAAAUAUUCCAAAAGUGUGGAAAGCAGCUUUUGUGCUACCACUCCAUAAGGGUGGAGAUAGUAGUAAUCUUGAUAAUUAUCCACCCAUUUCCAGGCUCACUUGUCUGGCGAAAAUCUAAUCUAUGGAUUUCACAUGACUCGGCAGGGGCGCAGCCAUGGGUGGACCUGGGAGGGCAUAGGCCCACCCACUUGGGAGCCAGGCCCAGCCACUGGGGAGCCAGGCCCAGCCAAUCAGAUUUGUUUUUCCCAAAAAAAGGGCUUUAUUACAGACAGAAAUAUUCCUCAGUUUCAUCAGCUGUCCGGGUGGCUGGUCUCAGAUGAUCCCGCAGGUGAAGAAGCCGGGUGUGGAGGUCCUGGGCUGGUGUGGCUACACGUGGUCUGCGCUUGUGAGGCCGGUUGGACAUACUGCCAAAUUCUCUAAAACAACGUUGGAGGCGGCUUAUGGUAUAUGGAAUGAACAUUCAAUUCUCUGUUGGACAUUCCUGCAGUCAGCAUGCCAAUCAAAAUCUAGACAUCUGUGACAUUGUGUCCCCAGCACAAGGUUUUAAGAGUGGCCUUUUAUUGUCCCCAGCACAAGGUACACCUGUGUAAUGAUCACGCUGUUUAGUCAGCUUCUUGAUAUGCCAUACCUGUCAGGUGGAUGGAUUAUCUUGGCAAAGGAGAAAUGCUCACUAACAGGGAUGUAAACAAAUUUGUGCACAACAUUUGAGAGAAAUAAGCUUUUUGUGCAAAUGGAACAUUUCUGGGAUAUUUUAUUUCAGCUAAUGAAACAUGGGACCAACACUUUACAUGUUGUGUUUAUAUUUUUGUUCAGUAUAGAAUCAUUGGUCAAGAAACAGCUACGUUAUUUUCUAUCUGUAAAUUGUAUUCAUAAUGUUAAUCGAUCCGGAUUUAGACCUAAACAUAGCACCCCUACGGCUACCAUGCCUGUUGUAAAUGAUAUUGCAAAUGCCAUAGAUCAUAGAAAUAAUUGUGCUGCCAGACUUGUCAAAAGCUUUUGAUACUGUAGAACAUGUUAUUCUGUUGAAUAAGCUGUCCUUGGCAAGGUUGGUACUGAUGCUUGCCGAUGGUUUCAUAAUUAUCUCAGUGACAGAACUCAGGCCAUCAAGGUAGAUGGGGUCAAAUCUGAGUUCCUUGAGUUACAUAAAGGGGUGCCCCCAAGGUUCGAUACUCGGCCGACUACUGUUUACAAUCUAUAUAAAUAUAAUUGGUAAUGUUGUAAAAAAAUAUAUAAAAAAAUGAAUGCAGAUGAUAGUGUUGUAUUCCAUUGCUCCAUCGGUUGGCCAAGCCUUUUCACAUUUGAAGUCUGAUUUUCAAGCACUGCAGAGGUCACUAUUGGAUCUAAAGUUAGUGCUAAAUGUAAACAAAACAAAAUGCAUGCUUUAUUCUUGGUUCCAUAACCCAGAUUUAAAUUAAUUUGUAAUGACUAGUUUGAACGGUACACAAAUUGAGCGAGUUCCUUCCUACAAAUAUCUUGGUAUCUGGCUGUCAUUUAAAAAACAUGUCACUGAGCUGGUGAAGAAGUUUCAGUUCAAGGUUGGUUACUUUUACAGAAACAAAGCACGUCUGACUUUUGUUAAUAGGAAGGAAAUUGUCUAGGCCACUUUUAUGUCUAUUUUAGAUUAUGGCAAUAUUAUCUAUAUCUACAAUUAAAUCACUAGAUGCUGUUUUCCAUUGUGCCCUUAGGUUUAUUACUGUGUUUAUUUCUGCUUUGUUAUUUGCGCGGGCUGCACACACAUCUUCAGUCUCUCAUUCACAAUUUGACAAGCACUUGAUAAUGCCUCUAAUUUCCUGGCAGCAUCCCGUUUGUUUGGCCAUAAUGCCCCCUAAAACAAUUAAUGCCUUUUGCAGCCAGUGGCCGUUGUGCCCUUGGAUUGAAUAUAAUAAUUAUAAUUCCCUUCUCUCGGCUGCGUGCUCCCAAGCACCUCUCACUCAUAUGGCUCUCUAAGAUAGCUCAAUUCUUAUUAGCCAAUGCCCAUCACAUGAUCGGGUCUUUCUCACAGGCUACAAGUGAAGACAGACACAUCAGGGACGCAACUGCGCGCAUCCUUAUCCAAUUCCGAUGGCGCAUAUUGAAGAUAUUGGAAGAACUGUCCACAUUGACUUUUCAUCAGUCAACAAGAUCAGUAGGCCUAACGAACAGCAAAAGCACUAGCCUAUCAACUUUUGUACUAUGGGGGAUAGUAGAUUGACAUAGGGUCAAUCUACUAUCCCCCAUAGUACAAAAGUGGACCUAUUCUGUACGAUAAAUUAAUAUUCCAGACAUAGUCUGGGACAGUUGUGGGAUGCGAUAGAUCUCAAAUUAAUACAACCACUAGCAUCAAAAAAACUUUUUUAAGCAAUGAGGCUGACGCAACAGAUCAGAACAUUUAGCUUAAAAUGUUGAUAAACUAUUAGGCUAUUUUUUCACAUUAUAAGCAAAGCAAUGCGCACACAGAGUAGGCUAUAAGUGUGAAUGUUCCAAGAUGCAAUCAAUUAGCAGGAAAACACUUUCUCAAAAGUGACCGCAAAUGCGAUUAUGCAUGUUAUGCUUUUAUUAUAAAGGUGCAUUUUAAUGGUGAAAAUUAUCUUCCCCAAACUUGAAACUCGCGCUGCAUAUGUAUGCCAGUUAGGCUCUACACCGUUGUAAAGCAGAUUAAUGUGCUUAAUUUUAAGAAGUUAUUUGGCCACUUUAGUUGUGAUACAAACCUUAUCAAAACAUAUAGGCCUAUGGGCUAGGCUACAUGAGGUGUGCGACUAUGAUUUUGAAAAAGUUGCAAAAAAAAGGCAUGCGUUGUUUCUUGCCUUACUGCACACAAGCUAGGUAUCAUUCAUAAGUGAUAAUAUAUCAUUCACAAGUGAUAGGCUAAUAUUGUCACCCAUCAGACUGUUCUUGAUUUAAUCUUUACAUAUACUAAAUCAUAUAUAUGUGUGAAAUUUAUUUUAAUUUAGAAUGGACUAUUACUAUGCACCUGUCUUGAAACAGGGGCAGGGGCAAAAAAUACAUGUCAUCUCUGCACUUAAAUAGCGAAUGGAGGACGCUUUUCCUGUGGUUCAAUUUCAUGCCAGCCAGGUAGGCUAUACUCCUGUUGUAAAGAGAAGCAAUGUGCUUAAUAUUAGGAAAGUUGAGAAAUAAAUAUGGUAGGCCUAGCCUAUAGAAAGCUGAUGGGAUCCUCCUCUUUUUAAUAGAAGCCAUCACUCUGUUUUCUCACGCAAUUGCAUAGCCUAUAGAAAUGUUGCGCAACAUGAGCUCAUGGGCUCUCAUGAAGUAUUUGAUUAGAUUUUCGAUUACAUUUGCAUUGAUGUCAGAGUGAUUAGAGGGACAAUAGAGUCCAGUUAGCAAGUUUGGUAGCAGUUAGCAAGUUAGCAAGUUAGCAAGUUUGGUAGGCUACUAAUGUCCAUCAGCAGCAUCAGAGCUUGGAGAAGCCUAAUUACCGUGACUAAACGGUCACGUGGAAUUUGACUACCGACAUGAUUCGUGAACGCCGGUGUGGCGGUAAUAUAUCACUGUAACAGCCCUAGUUGGGACUCUUUGUAUGUAAGGAGUGAUGUAAGGAGUGUCACGCCCUGACCUGGAGAGACUGUUAUUCUCUAGGUAAUUUGGUCAGGGUGUGAAAAUCUAUGUAUUGUAAUUCUAUGUUUGGCCGGGUGUGGUUCCCAAUCAGAGGCAGCUGUCACUCGUUGUCUCUGAUUGGCGAUCAUACUUAGGCAGCCAUUUUUCCUGCCUGGGUUGUGGGAUUUUGUUUGUGGUCCUGUUUGGCGUAUAGCCCAUAGGACUUCACGGUUUCUUUGAUUUUGUUAUUUUGUCUAGCGUUUAUCCUGUUCAAUAAACAUGUACGCAUACCACGCUGCACCUUGGUCUGACCCGUCUCUCAACGAUCGUGACAGAAGAUCCCACCAAACACGGACCAAGCAGCGUGCCCAGGAGCAGCAGACACCCUGGACACAGGUAGUGGAGCAGAGAUCAUGGACUUGGGGGGAGAUAAGAGAGGAUCUGGCCAAGCAUAUGGAGGCCCUGAAAGGGAUGAGGGUGGAGAAGGAGAGAGUAGCCGAUAGAGGACCCUGGGCGAAGGAGGAAGCCCAGGCAGGAGAGGAGAAACGGCGACCCAAGAGGACGCGGUCACGAAGAAAGCCCGAGAAGCAGCCCCAAUACAUUUUUUUGGGGGGGGCACACGGGGUGGUUGGCGGAGCCAGGGUUCAGAGCAGAGCCAACUCCCCGUAUUCACGCUAAGAAGCGUGUGACCGUGCAGGCUCCGUGUUAUGCGGAGCUACGCACUGUGUCGCCAGUGCGCCGGCACAGUCCAGUGCGUCUUGUGCUAGUGCCACGCACGUGCCGUGCGAAAAUGGGCAUCCAACCAGGAUGGGUUGUGCCAGCUCUACGCUCCAGACCUCCAGUGGGCCUCCACAGUCCAGUACGCCCGUAACUGCUCCCCGCACCAAACCAGUGGUGCGCGUAUCCAGUCCGGUACGGCCCGUGCCAGCUCCUCGCACCAAACCAGUGGUGCCUGUCGCCAGCCCGGUACGCCCCGUACCUGCUCCCCGCACCAAACCAGUGGUGCGUGUCUCCAGUCCGGUACGGCCCGUGCCAGCUCCUCGCACCAACCCAGUGGUGCGUGUCUCCAGUCCGGCACGACCCAUGCCUGCUCCUCGCACCAGACCAGUGGUGCGUGUUCCCAGUCCAGCUCCGGUCAGCGGCGCCACUCCAGAGCCAGAGCAGUCCGCUCCACCGGGGUCCAGUUCAGCUCCGGUCAGCGGUUCCACUCCGGAGCCAGAGCAGUCCGCUCCACCGGGGUCCAGUUCAGCUCCGGUCAGCGGUUCCCUCUCCAGGGUCGGGGCCUCCCACAACAGGGUCCAGACAGGGCUUGUUGCAUCGCGGGAGGAUUGCUGAUCCAGGCCCAGACGUCAGCCCCUCUCCAGGUUCGGGGUCUCCCACACCAGGGUCCAGAGAGGGCUUGGUGCAGCAGGGGAGGAAGGAGGGGGGAAGCAUCGCGCCGAGGUCCAGACCAGACCAGGGGCGCAACGGGGAGGCAGAGAGGGAGAGGUCGUCACGGCCGGAGCCGGAUCCGCCUCCGAGGCUGAAUGCCCACCCGGACCCUCCCCUAAUGAGUCAGGUUGGUGCGGCCUGAGUACGCACCUUUGGGGGGGGGGGGGGGGGUACUGUCAGGCCUAGCCUAAUUGCAUAGCCUAUAGAAAUGUUGCGCAACAUGAGCUCAUGGGCUCUCAUGAAGUAUUUGAUUAGAUUUUCGAUUACAUUUGCAUUGAUGUCAGAGUGAUUAGAGAGACAAUAGAGUCCAGUUAGCAAGUUUGGUAGCAGUUAGCAAGUUUGGUAGGCUACUAAUGUCCAUCAGCAGCAUCAGAGCUUGGAGAAGCCUAAUUACCGUGACUAAACGGUCACGUGGAAUUUGACUACCGACAUGAUUCGUGAACGCCGGUGUGGCGGUAAUAUAUCACUGUAACAGCCCUAGUUGGGACUCUUUGUAUGUAAGGAGUGAUGUAAGGAGUGUCACGCCCUGACCUGGAGAGACUGUUAUUCUCUAGGUAGUUUGGUCAGGGUGUGAAAAUCAAUGUAUUGUAAUUCUAUGUUUGGCCGGGUGUGGUUCCCAAUCAGAGACAGCUGUCGCUCGUUGUCUCUGAUUGGCGAUCAUACUUAGGCAGCCAUUUUUCCUGCCUGUGUUGUGGGAUCUUGUUUGUGUUCCUGUUUGGCUUGUUUUGUGUAUAGCCCAUAGGACUUCACGGUUUCGUUGAUUUUGUUAUUUUGUCUAGCGUUUAUCCUGUUUAAUAAACAUGUACGCAUUCCACGCUGCACCUUGGUCUGACCCGUCUCUCAACGAUCGUGACAAGGAGAGAGCAACAUUUUCAUGUGUUUAGCUACAAAGCAGUUAUGCAGAAACUUCCUAUGUAUCUAUCAUCAUUAAUUCAAUUUAGACUUACAAAUGACCAAACCCGGUCUCAGGCUUGAAUAACCCUGGAGGCCCCUUUGGUCUCCACAGAGUUGGGUAAAGCUGCUUUUAGUUUUUUUGUGCCCUUUAUGUGGAACAACUUACAGAACUCUCUGAAAUUAUAUCUUCUGGUCUCAGUUGGUCAGUUCAGAGUAAUGAUCGGAGACCUCUAUGUUAAUAGAUGUGUGUUUUUCUUAAUAUGUUUUGUAAUUUUGUAUAUUGUAUGUGUUUGAUGUACACUGCUCAAAAAAUAAAGGGAACAACACAAUGUAUCUCCAAGUCAAUCACACUUCUGUGAAAUCAAACUGUCCACUUAGGAAGCAACACUGAUUGACAAUAAAUUUCACAUGCUGUUGUGCAAAUGGAAUAGACAACAGGUGGAAAUUAUAGGCAAUUAGCAAGACACCCCCAAUAAAGAAGUGGUUCUGCAGGUGGUGACCACAGACCACUUCUCAGUUCCUAUGCUUCCUGGCUGAUGUUUUGGUCACUUUUGAAUGCUGGCGGUGCUUUCACUCUAGUGGUAGCAUGAGACGGAGUCUACAACCCACACAAGUGGCUCAGGUAGUGCAGCUCAUCCAGGAUGGCACAUCAAUGCGAGCUGUGGCAAGAAGGUUUGCUGUGUCUGUCAGCGUAGUGUCCAGAGCAUGGCGGCGCUACCAGGAGACAGGCAAGUACAUCAGGAGACGUGGAGGAGGCCGUAGGAGGGCAACAACCCAGCAGCAGGACCGCUACCUCCGCCUUUGUGCAAGGAGGAGCAGGAGGAGCACUGCCAGAGCCCUGCAAAAUGACCUCCAGCAGGCCACACAUGUGCAUGUGACUCCAUGAGGGUGGUAUGAGGGCCCGACAUCCACAGGUGGGGGUUGUGCUUACAGCCCAACACCGUGCAGGACGUUUGGCAUUUGCCAGAGAACACCAAGAUUGGCAAAUUCGCCACUGGCGCCCUGUGCUCUUCACAGAUGAAAGCAGGUUCACACUGAGCACAUGUGACAGACGUGACAGAGUCUGGAGACGCCGUGGAGAACGUUCUGCUGCCUGCAACAUCCUCCAGCAUGACCGGUUUGGCGGUGGGUCAGUCAUGGUGUGGGGUGGCAUUUCUUUGGGGGGCCGCACAGCCCUCCAUGUGCUUGCCAAAGGUAGCCUGACUGCCAUUAGGUACCGAGAUGAGAUCCUCAGACCCCUUGUGAGACCAUAUGCUGGUGCGGUUGGCCCUGGGUUCCUCCUAAUGCAAGACAAUGCUAGACCUCAUGUGGCUGGAGUGUGUCAGCAGUUCCUGCAAGAGGAAGGCAUUGAUGCUAUGGACCGCCCGUUCCCCAGACCUGAAUCCAAUUGAGCACAUUUGGGACAUCAUGUCUCGCUCCAUCCACCAACGCCACGUUGCACCACAGACUGUUCAGGAGUUGGCGGAUGCUUUAGUCAAGGUCUGGGAGGAGAUCCCUCAGGAGAUGUCAUACUAGCUUAAUAAUAUAACUUUAUAAAGUAGUAUAAUGUUAUUCUUGGAAUGGCAUAUUAAAAGCAUAAAUAUAAUAAUAUUGUAAUGGGAUUUGUUGUUAGUGACGUUUUGUUGUCCUGUCUUGUAGUGGGGGCUACAUGAACAACUACUAUGAGUUUGUUGGUGUGCGGAGCUGUGGGGACGUGCUGUCCCUGUACGUGUUGAUCUGGGUGCUGACCAGCCUCAACCUGGUGGCCUUCUUCCUGGGUAUCCUGACCACCGCUGUGCUGGGAAGCAUCAAGGACCAGGUGAGAGAGACAGGCUGCGGCUAAAAUUAUACGCUAAUAUACUUGUGCAAUACUUAAAAGUUUGUGGUGUAUAAUCAGGAGUCUUGAGCAGUACUUGCAGUUAAAUCAUAUCCAGGUUUUAUUCCAUAUUGUAUUAAACUUGGGGAAAGGGGAUUUGGAAAAAUAAUCAAAAUCAAGGUGGAAUUAUCUUGCCCUGCAGGCCUGCUCUUGCCCAUGCCAAACAUUCUUCUCAGUAGCCCACAGGUGUGUGGCAACAGCUCAUUAUGAGCGAUGUUGGGUGCGGGGCACGGCUCGCCUGUAGUGGCGCUCUCCAUUGCUGUGGUGCUGAACCGUCAGCGUAUUUCUCCUGCGCUGGCUAGCGGUAGCUGUCCAUAGUUCUGAAAUACUUUGGUGCGUUAUUUACUGUAUAUAGGCACAUUCUCGGGGCUCACAGGUUAACAUUGGCUUCGAAUAAAUUCGUAGCGCUGAAGAUCUGAGCUGUAGCGCGAUUGAGAUUUAAAGGUAAUUUUCGAUUGAGCCGACAUACUGUAUUCAGCGUUUACCUUGAAUGCAGUCUCUACGAACACGGGAACAUUGGCGCUACAGAUUGAAUCGAGGCCAUACUGUUCUUCAUUAUAGGGACAUUUUAGGGAAAUUACACUCCAAAUUCAAAGUUUCUCAGAUGUUUUCAGUUUGUGUAGAUCCAGCUGUGUGCCUCGUCAACCUCAAAUGAAUGUAAAAGAUAAGCACAACAAAUCUGGAAGUUACACGGUGCUUAUCUUUUCCAUUUGAUAAAGCUGAAUAUACAAAACAGAUGACCUGGGACAUGGAUUUAUCCCAAUAGAAGAACUCAAAACAUAACUCACUUUAAGUGCACUAUACGUGUCUGAGGCCCUAUUCCCUAUAUAGUGCACAACUUUUGACCCGAGUAAUGAAGGAUCUAGAGUAUGGGUUCCUUUAAGUGAGUGGAGGCGAAUCGCAUAACUGUUGCUUGACUGCACCUAUAGUGCUAUUGAUGAGACUGGUGUUGAUACAGUAGAGUACAGUGAGUCCAUACACGGUGUACCGUAUCUAGCUGUGUUCCAGAGGAGUGGAGGAGCCUGUGUCAAGGACUAACACAGCAAGAGAUAGGAGUUGUGUAGAGUAGCAGAGGUAUCAAAUUACAGGCAAUCUCCCAGACGAUGUAUCAGGAUGACUCCAAAGGACAUAUGGUGUCAAGAUGGAACAGUGUGAGCCGGUAGGGGUGUGGGCUGGGGCGCUGUUAAACUUUACGAGACGUUCUUCUGCUAUCAUUGUUCUUCUGCUAUGAAAUCAUCCAAAAACUGUCAGUGUUUGUUUUAGCCUGCCUGGAGUGCCAGAUGUGCAGGGUUUAUAGUUGUGGAACUAUUUUAUCAGUCCAUUAAGCCAGGCAAGCUCAAUCAAGCACAGAUCAAGUAUUUACAAUUAUUUCAAAUAGUUUUUUAACCCAGAUCUGUCUGCUAUCAUAUCCGAGCAAAGCUUGAAGGAGUGGAUGGUGGUUGGGAAAGGCAUAUUCAUACCUUUUCCGAUGAUCAAAUCGAAUACAAAAGUGUGUAUUUUAGUGUCCCGGCAAUCCAGAUUCGAAAUGUCUCGACUCACUUAAGAGGAAAGAGAUAUCUCUCUGGCGAUCAUCCUAUGUUAAAUGUCCCCAGCAGAAACAGAACAGCUAACCGGCCCUGAUUGAAUUAGAAGAAGGGGCAUAUGUUCUGUGUUGUUGGGAGACACAGCAGGGCAUAGCCCAGGAAGACACACAUCAACGUCAGAGAUAAUUGUUUCUUAGAAAUCUGAGAUCCCCCCUCCACCUCCCUGAUAUCCAGCACAACCCUUAAUGUGUGUGUGUAUUUUGUGAUUUAAAAAAAAAUCUGAAUACACACAAGAGGAUCACAACACACCAAAUUGUGUUUGUGUGUGUCUCUCUUUGUGUGUGUGUGUUUGACAGAGGAGCAGCUCAAUGACCCUGUCGUCAUCUCAUCUCUCCGAGGGGGGAUGUCUCUCCUCCCCCACUGCCCCCCUGCUGAUGGACAACACCAACACAGGUCACCAACACCUCUACCCGGUCAGUCACACCCCUCCACUCCUGUUAGUAUUGGAACAGAUAAGAGCAAAACCCACUGGCUAAGUGUAUAAGCAAACACAUCUCUCACAGAUAUUGAAUACAUCAAAAAACUACAUCCACAUGAAAUGCAUGAUAAACACACCAUAAAACCUAUUUAUUGCAAAACACAAUGAUAAAAUUGCUGGUUCCACUGAAUCUUCAUUGUUGAAGUGACUGUUACUGUAAUAAGUGUGUCCCUAUCCCACAGGUCAGGCUCAUGACCCACAUUUGCUGUUUCCAUAUAAUGAAUCUGACCCAUUUCUCUGCUAUGGUUUUACUAGAUCAAUUAAGCCCUAGACCGAAACAGAGGUUGUAGAAAUUAAUCAUUGCCGUCCUGGAAAAACCUUGUAUCUUCUUGUAACCGUUUAGAUUGUAUUUUUUUUAUACACAAAGUGUAGUAGUCAUUCCCUUUCAUGUGCAGUGAAAGUUUAAUGACUUUAAGACCAAUCAAAGUCACUCAAAACACCUUGUGAAUAUCUGUGACUAUGGUAAUAGAUCUGAAAAUAUAUUUCAAAAAUCAAUUUAUGAAAAGUCAACUUUUUGGAGAUACAAGGCUCUAUUUGAAUAAACCUAAUGCAAUGGUAAAUCUGGCAAUAGCGUUAUAGGUUUGGGGGGUGUCAGAUUUAAAAAAACAUUUUCACAACCAGAAUUAUGGGCGCAGUAGAUGGCGGUGGCGUGAAAGGGCUGAGUUUUGAUGAAUAAACAAGUUGUGGGUGUGUCGAGGCUUGGCCACUCACUGGCCACUCAGGAAAAAAUUGUAAUGUCCAAUAAAAUAAAAACGGGAAUGUCUGUUGACUUAACCAAUUGCGUUACCGCUAAGACCAGCUUUUGGUGAGUCUUAAAUAUCACCAGUAGCGCUGCUUGAAUUUGGCACAUUGGUGCACGUUUUUAAGGACAAACCUCAAAUAUCUCCAUGCCUCCCACCUCAGCGCAAGCAGGCUAAUAUAUACGACAGGUAAAAUACCAAAACUGGUGCAAGGGUUGAAAAAUAGCAGCGCUGGCUUUUACAAGUCGAAAUUGCCAAAGAGCAUACAGUGCCUUGCAAAAGUAUUCAUCCCCCUUGGAGUUUUUCCUAUUUUGUUGCAUUACAACCUGUAAUUUAAAUUGAUUUUAUUUGGAUUUCAUGUAAUGGACGUACACAAAUUUGUCAAAAUUGUGAAAUGACAAAAAUUACUUGUUUCAAAAAAUUCAAAAAAAUAAAUAACGGAAAAGUGGUGCGUGCAUAUGUAUUCACCCCCUUUGCUAUGAAGCCCCUAAAUAAGAUCUGGUGCAACCAAUUAACUUCAGAAGUCACAAAAUUAGUUAAAUAAAGUUCACCUGUGUGCAAUCUAAGUGUCAUAUGAUCUGUCACAUGAUCUCAGUAUAUAUACACCUGUUCUGAAAGGCCCCAGAGUCUGCAACACCACUAAGCAAGGGGCACCACCAAGCAAGCGGCACCAUGAAGACCAAGGAGCUCUCCAAACAGGUCAGGGACAAAGUUGUGGAGAAGUACAGACCAGGGUUGGGAUAUAAAAAAAUAUCCGAAACUUUGAACAUCCCACGGAGCACCAUUAAAUCCAUUAUUAAAAAAUUGAAAGAAUAUGGCACCACAACAAACCUGCCAAGAGAGGGCCGCCCACCAAAACUCACAGACCAGGCAAGGAGGGCAUUAAUCAGAGAGGCAACAAAGAGACCAAAGAUAACCCUAAAGGAGCUGCAAAGCUCCACAGCGGAGAUUGGAGUAUCUGUCCAUAGGACCACUUUAAGCCGUACACUCCACAGAGUUGGGCUUUACGGAAGAGUGGCCAGAAAAAAGCCAUUGCUUAAAGAAAAAAAUAAGCAAACACGUUUGGCAUGUGGGAGACUCCCCAAACAUAUGGAAGAAGGUACUCUGGUCAGAUGAGACAAAAUUGAGCUUUUUGGCCAUCAAGGAAAACGCUAUGUCUGGCGCAAACCCAACACCUCUCAUCACCCCGAGAACACCAUCCCCACAGUGAAGCAUGAUGGUGGUAGCAUCAUGCUGUGGGGAUGUUUUUCAUCGGCAGGGACUGGGAAACUGGUCAGAAUUGAAGGAUUGAUGGAGGGCGCUAAAUACAGGGAAAUUCUUGAGAUUUGAGACUGGGACGGAGGUUCACCUUCCAGCAGGACAAUGACCCUAAGCAUACUGCUAAAGCAACACUCGAGUGGUUUAAGGGGAAACAUUUAAAUGUCUUGGAAUGGCCUAGUCAAAGCCCAGACCUCAACCCAAUUGAGAUUCUGUGUUAUGACUUAAAGAUUGCUGUACACCAGCGGAACCCAUCCAACUUGAAGGAGCUGGAGCAGUUUUGCCUUGAAGAAUGGGCAAAAAUCCCAGUGGCUAGAUGUGCCAAGCUAUAGAGACAUACUCCAAGAGACUUGCAGCUGUAAUUGCUGCAAAAGGUGGCUCUAAAGUAUUGACUUUGGGGGAGAAUAGUUAAGCAUGCUCUAGUUUUCUGUUUUUUUUUUGUCUUAUUUCUUGUUUGUUUCACCCCUCCCAAAAAAUUGAUCUUCAAAGUGGUAGGCAUGUUGUGUAAAUCAAAUGAUACAAACCCCCCAAAAAUCUAUUUUAAUUCCAGGUUGUAAGGCAACAAAAUAGGAAAAAUGCCAAGGGGGGUGAAUACUUUCGCAAGCCACUGUACGUUUGACACUAGCGCUGCCUUAACGCCAGACGAAAAUAGAGCCCAAAAGUUUUUUCCAGGUCACCAAAGAUGUAUUUCAACAACAACCUCUGUUUCGGUCUUGAGGUUAAGUAGUCCUGUUACUGGUAGUUGGUCUAUUAAAACCAUAGGAGAGAGAAAGGGGUGAGAUACUGUACAUUGGAUGGAAACUCACAGAUGUUCUUGGAGGACUCAGCUCCCUCUGCCAUCCCAUAUUGGGGCUCCCGAGUGGCGCAGUGGUCUAAGGCACUGCAUCUUAGUGCUUGAGGUGUCACUACAGACCCCCUGGUUUGAUUCCAGGCUGUAUCACAACCGGCCGUGAUUGGGAGUCCCAUAGGGCGGCGCACAAUUGGCCCAUCGUCGUCCAGGUUUGGCCGGUGUAGGCCGUCAUUGUAAAUAAGAAUUUGUUCUUAACUGACUUGCCUAGUUAAAUAAAGGUAAAAUAAAAUAAAAAUAAAAAUAUUGCCCUGCUGCCCUCCCCUUCCCCUGCCCACCGUUUACCUUACCCGCGUUAUUAAAACGGAGCUUUGCGACUACUGGCUGCUAGAAAUGAAAAUCUGUAGUGGACCGAGUGGCGCAGCGGUCUAAGGCACCGCAUCGCAGUGCUAGAGGCGUCACUACAGACCCGGGUUCUAUCCCGGGCUGUAUCACAACCGGCCGUGAUCGGGAGCCCCAUAGGGCGGCGAACAAUUGGCCCAGUGUCGUGAGGGUUUGGCCGGGUAGGCCGUCAUUGUAAAUAAGAAUUUGUUCUUAACUGACUUGCCUAGUUAAAUAAAGGUUAAAUAAAAAAUAGAAAGACAGAGAGCACCAAGUAGCCCUAGUAGAUCAUGCCAGGUGCAUGCCUCAGCAGAGCUAACAAGAACAGCCUCCAACCAAUAAACCCCCAGAAAACAAGAACUUGUCUUUGAAACAUUAGACCUACCUGGAAUCUAUUUUAUUUGAAAUCUUUUUUUUUGCUUAUCCACUCAAACAGGUGAUGAUCAAAGUCUGCUAUUUGUAAUUAUUCCCAAGUAGAGUGUAGUUACAAAUGGAACAAAAUACUUUUCCGCUCUUUGCCCAGCCGAAUCAAACUAAGCUUUGUUUGUAUUGUGUUUAUUUGGCAUCUAUUACGUUAAUUUGCUCAUUCACUCAAACUGGUGAUGGUUUUCAAUUAAAAGUCUGUUUGUAACUAUUCUUUACCUAGAAUUAGAGUGUAGUUAUAAAUGGAAGAAAUUAGCAAAUGGAACAAUACUGUUUAGCUGAAUCCAACUAAGCUUUGUGUUUUCUGUUCUGUCUUUCAGAGAGCCUCCCUAUACUUUGCCCCAGCGGCGGGGGCGGAGUUCCCUCAGAGUGAUCCGUCAGUACCCCCACGUCCGGACCCCAACCCCCCUCCCUUUGCCCCGCUCUAUAACCUGCUGCCCUACAAACCACAGAGCUUUUCAGUCUGA
Messenger RNA from Coregonus sp. 'balchen', 42617 nucleotides. The record is from the annotation of a GenBank genome assembly. Lineage: Eukaryota; Metazoa; Chordata; Actinopteri; Salmoniformes; Salmonidae.